AAAAAAAAAGAGAGAGAGAGAGAAAGAGAGAGAAAAAGACACUCGAUCUCGAAAGAUUUGAAACGAUUCGUAGAUAAAGUAAAUUUGCCUCUGGUUAUGUGUUCAAGGCUCGCUUGAUAGGAUUUAACGCGCAAACGUGGCUGAUAAGCUUCGGGAAGUAAAGAAGUCAUUCUUUGCGGCGCGAUAAGGACCGCCCUUGGUCGCAAAGAUGGACUGUUGCAACUACGUCGAGGCUUACGCGGCAGGGAGCCACUUUUAUCAACAACAACAUUACUUUUGCUAUGAUAACAUGAAUACCGAUUACGGUGGUUAUGAACCGCCACCGAUCUCCAAUGCAAUCGAAACGAGCGCGCGAUACAACGGGACUGUAACGCCUGCGUAUCCUAUAGAUUACGUGUACAAUCCCAAAGAAGCGAGAUUGCGAAAGGCGAUGCGCGAACAGAGCCGCGAAUUAUCCAGACGAUCGAUCUUGCAGAGCGCGAUCGCACGUGCGAGCGUGAUCGCUGGUCCAGUCACUUCCGGCGGCUUCCUAGAUCAUCAGCAUCGUUUCGGCUGCGUUUCCUCGGCUAACAUACCGAUGAAUUCGUCCAUGGAACCGGUUCGAGUCGCGGAACCUUGGUUUCAAUCGACGCCUCGUCCAAAACCGAUCCAUUCACCCCGAAUGACCGAUUGGUACGGAAACGUGGCUGAUCCUAUCGAAAGACUGCAAGUAAUGGGUGCAAUGCAUCAACGUGGCCUCGAUAAAUGCAAAGACGUGAUGAGAAAUCAGGCUGUGGCCAGCGUGGCCAAUACCGUGUCUGCUGAAUGCGGUGCUACGUUUUCGAAUAACGGAUAUCCGGUCGAUUUCAGCGAUGUUAAUAGGGAAAGGGAGUUGCGUCGUCAGGAGAAUAUGGAGUACAAUGAAUUCACUGAUGGUCAGAAAUGGCAUCCUUAUCAGAAUGGCGGGAAUGCUCAUCAACAUCCCAGAACGUCUCAUCCUCCUCAAAUGAGCAACAUUCUUCACCCAAACAUUCAGAAUCCUGGUCCACAUGGACAUGGGCCAUGGGGUCAAUUUUGCCAUAACGUAUUACCACAUGCUUCAUCUAUGCCUCGAAAUAUUGGAGUUCGAGGGCCGCGUCACACUGUGUUAUUACGGGAUCGUGUACCCGUUAGACACUGUGAAUUUCCUGAAGAAACAGCGCGAAUGAUGUACAAUCCAAGCAAACUCGAUAUUGAGAAUGUACGAGCAUCGUAUACGCCUCCUGAACAUCAGAUGCCAAGAAUGCUAGAAACUUCAGUAAAUUCUGUUAUGGAUUCUGCGUCCGCAAUGAGGAUUCGUCGUGAAGAUGAUGGGCCCAGAUGGGAACCGAACGCUAUAAAUAAUAGAAUGUCUAUGGAUAACCUAGCUGCAACAACGGAAUCUAGCAUAUCAUGCGAAAAGGAACGUGAAUCUCGGCGAUCUGUCGAAAGAUUUGAGCCGAAGAAGAAAACUAUCAGUAAGCAACCGUUGCCUGGUUUUCACCAAGCAUUCGGUUCUACAGAGAUCGGCAGGUUCUCCAGAUCUGAGUUUUUCGUGAAUAUGGUGGGCGAGAGUGGUGCAAGCGUGGAAGUCGCCGACACGGAAAGUACUAAUGUAAGUACGGAUCGUAUGUCAGAGAUAAAUGGGGUUGCAGUUACAACUGCGACGCACGAUACAUCCGUGGUCACCACGACCGCAACGACGACCGUGAGGUCUUUCGAUGGCGACGAUAGCGAGGAAGCGAGCUUCGAAGACUCGAAUAACGACCUCGUCGCUUCUACGUCGAUGGGCAUGUAUUGUGACCAGCCAAAUAUUCCUCGAUGGCAUAGUCCUCACGUAGGCGCUAUAGGUAGCGAAAUUUAAACGAAUCUUUAAAUUCUUUCGUGGGCUAAGCGUUUUCCCAUUGAAAAUCUUACUAUAGAAUUCUCAGUCAGUUAUUUUCAAAAGUGUGAACUAAAACACGUUAAAACAUUUUCUCAUAAUCUUCAUUUUGGAUAUUCUGUUGCAUUCAAAAGAACGAUAAAAAAGUGA
Molecule: messenger RNA, 2029 nt
Organism: Apis dorsata (giant honeybee)
Lineage: Eukaryota; Metazoa; Arthropoda; Insecta; Hymenoptera; Apidae
Exons: 6
Coding region: 209-1861 (550 amino acids)
Source: RefSeq, a predicted model, not a curated record